AUGAUUUCAAGAAUAAUUGUCCUGGGAGGAUUGGCUUCUUUUGCCUAUACAAAUUCAGUUGUGAAUCAACAUAUGCUAGAUGAGAUAAGAUCAGCAAAUGCCAUGUGGGAGCCAGCAGAAUUAAAUGAUAACGCUUUUGCAAACUACACAGAUGAAGAGUUAUCCACUCUUUUAGGAGCCGCAAUCGGUGAUGUAUCUGAAUUUUCAGACGUUCAUGCUUUGGAAGCUGUACCAACAUCCUUUGACUCGAGGACAAGGUGGGGAGACUGCAUUCAUCCCAUUAGAAACUAAGCUAGGUGCGGAUCAUGUUGGGCGUUUGGAGCUUCUGAGGCUCUGUCUGAUAGAUUCUGCAUUCAUUCCAAAGGGAAUGUACAUGGAGUGCUUUCAGCUCAGGAUUUAGUAUCUUGUAAUAAGGCCAAUCAUGCUUGCAAUGGAGGAUGGCUUGACAAGGCUUGGAAGUAUUUUGAAGCCAAUGGCAUACCUUCUGAAGACUGUGAGCCAUACAAGUCGAGCGGUGGUAAAGUGCCUUAAUGCCCCGCUGCUUGUGCCAAUGGCUAGAAAAUGAGAAGAUAUAAGUGUGUAGCAGGCUCAACCAAAGUAGCCAGAGGAGCCGAUGCCACUAAAGCUCUGAUCUAUAGUUCAGGGCCAGUAGAAACUGCAUUCACUGUCUAUUCAGACUUCUUCAGCUACAGAAGUGGAAUCUACCACCAUGUCAAGGGUCCUGCCAAGGGAGGUCAUGCUGUCAAGAUAAUUGGAUGGGGAGUUCAAGGAUAAGAGAAGUAUUGGAUUGUCGCUAACUCAUGGGGAGCUGGCUGGGGAAUGAAAGGGUUUUUCCACAUCAGAGAAAAUGACUCAGGAAUUAAUUCUGCAACAUUUGGCUGUACACCUGAUCUCAAGCAAUUAGAGUUUUAUGAAUGA
Molecule: messenger RNA, 918 nt
Organism: Stylonychia lemnae
Lineage: Eukaryota; Ciliophora; Spirotrichea; Sporadotrichida; Oxytrichidae
Source: the annotation of a GenBank genome assembly